UACAGCUUGCUACAAAAUCACAAUUUCAAGAUUGGUCGCACUCCAGGUGGUAGGUCUACAAUCCACCCUUGUGACCAUGUUUUUCAACUGAGCUGUCGUUGGGGACCGUUGGCAGCUGCUCCCAUCACCGACCUGCACGAUGUAGGCAAUGACCACACAUGCUUUAUGAUGUAUUAUUGUGCUUUAUUGCUUUAUGAUAAUUCUUGUUUCUACUAGCUUCUUGUUACUACUAGUAAGGCACUUGUUACUAGUAGCGAUGCACUUGUUCCUAGUAGUGAUGAGAGUAGGGCGAUGUACGGAGGAUGCUUUGCAGAAGAUCUGGCCCAAAAGUUGCUGGGACAUGCUGUUCCUCGGAAUGCGCCAUGGGUAGCAAUCACUGCAAAUGUGAAUCCUGUGAAGAAUUUGAAGCGGAUUUCCCUGGCGUGCUGGUGCCCACGGAAUUGGUGAUCCCUCAAAAAGCCUUUGGUGACACUGCCGCUGAAGACGAUACGCAAGACACCGCCGAAGAUGACGCUGCAUUCACUCAAGGAGAUUCUGCAUUCAUUCAAGCUUCUGUGGGCAGCCUUAGCAAACAUACGGGGCCCGGGCAUUGUGCUUGUCAUUGUCAAGGUGAGGACCUACGGUUUCAAGGAGGUCCACUUGGAGUGAAAGGCGAAGGUCUCGAUUUGGAGCUCACGCCACUUGAAUUCGGGCGUGACAACGAACUAGUGCAUAGGGAGGUCUCGCCGCUUCUGCUGGCGUUGGAUGGGAAGUGGUAUCUCAAAAGCAAUGAGAGGUGCAUUUGCGCGAUACAAAGCUCUGAGGUCUAUUUUCAUCAUGACACUUCUUUAAAGGACACGGUUCACUUUGUGGUCCAGGAAGGGCCAAAUCUGGUGUCACUCCGAAUGAUGAGGCAGACCUUUUAUGGCGAGGUCUCAUUGGAUGCACAAGCGACCAUCACCUGGAACCACGGCGAGGUUUGGAUCAAGCAGUAAGCCACCUCUGCAGAUCGACCACUGGCAACUGAGUUCAUUGAGACAAAGGACAACCGUCAUGAAAGAUCAGCAACAAAGUGCAGGCUUUGGUAUUUAUUUGUGUUCUGAACUUCUUUUUUUUUUUCUGGGAUGCCUUUUAGACAAGAGUUGACAAACGACAUCCCAAGCUCCUUCAGGGGCGGCAGUCAUUUACCAACACCCGCUAAUCUUCUUGAAGACACACGAGACUGCAGCUGCCAAUUUUCGAUGGUGAAAGUCCAUGGUUGGUGAGGCUAAGUGCCAAUUGAUCAUUGCGAACCGGACGGAUGCUCGUUAAUUGAAGCUGUUUCUGCUGGUCUUCUAAUGGCUUUGGCAGAUUUGGGGCAAUGAGAAAUGACCAAGUUUGACAAGCCCGUCGCCAAAGUUGAGCAAGCAGUUUCAUUGCUGUGGGCAUACUACUGUAAUUCUACAUGAUUCGCUUUGAUAACGCCUGUGGCAAGCAACAACAGAAGGUGUCAUUGUCAACGCAACAUGUAUUUGACAUUGUAGACAGUUGCGUCGGCACUGGCCAAGACGUUUACUACACGUGGUCGUGAAGACUCACGGAAACACUGGCAAAGAGCCCUCUCACAGAUGGAAAGACUGACCUCGGCCGUCUUCCUGAGAAUCUCCAGCAAGCCAGCCUGUCGACGUACAUUUGCACAAAGGCUUUGACUCAGAAACCACUGCCGGGC
Durusdinium trenchii is the source of this 1687-nucleotide messenger RNA. The record is from the annotation of a GenBank genome assembly. Lineage: Eukaryota; Dinophyceae; Suessiales; Symbiodiniaceae.